Molecule: messenger RNA, 4937 nt
Organism: Ruditapes philippinarum (Manila clam)
Lineage: Eukaryota; Metazoa; Mollusca; Bivalvia; Venerida; Veneridae
Product: CD109 antigen-like
Exons: 40
Coding region: 87-4805 (1572 amino acids)
Cellular component (GO): extracellular region
Molecular function (GO): endopeptidase inhibitor activity
Source: RefSeq, a predicted model, not a curated record
GUCAUCAUAUAUUAUAAAUAUUUCACUGCUAUCAGUGCUAGUGAUUUUUAUGGCUAUUCUUUCAUAACGGGAGAUUUUAGACAGCCAUGUUACUAGCGGUCUUAAUUCUUCUGACAUUUGAAACAUGUCAUGCUGCUACAAGCAAUGGGACACACUGGAUUGUCGUUCCUGACAAGUACACACCUGGAGUUCCGCUUCCGGUGACCUUCACCUUCUAUAACACGUCUGGCGUUGAUGUAAAGGUACAACUGGACCUGCUUUCCGAUAGUCAUCACAGAGUAACUUCCCUUACGCACACUUUUAAAGAAGGAAAACCAGGGUUGUUACAACUGCAGGUACCAAAUCUAUCAGAUAAUCCAGAAACUUACUCUCUCCUGAUAAAUGGACUAAGGGGUUUGUUUUUCCAAGAGCAUGCAAUCUUACACCAUGAUUCUGGUGAUAUCAGUGAAAUGUUCGCCGUACAUAUUCAGACAGACAAGGGUAUAUAUAAGCCUGGACAAACCGUGCGUUUUCGGACAUUUGGGAUUUCGUCCACAAUGUUGGUUUAUACGGGACAACUCAACAUUUCGAUUACUGAUCCGAAAGGAAACAUAAUGAAGAAUAUGGUGAACGUAUCGGAAUCAAAUUAUGGUGUCAUCGAAGAUUAUCUUAUAAUGGACUCUGAACCGGUUCUUGGUACAUGGACAAUCACUGCAAAAGUUAAAGACAGGGCUGACAAAGUCAAACAUUUCAUUGUACAAAAAUACGUGCUUCCAAAGUUUGAUAUAAAGAUAGAGCUGCCCUCUUACGUCGUUACCACGGACAACGAAAUGCACGGUACCGUCAAAGCAACAUAUUCGUACGGUAAACCUGUUAUUGGUACAGUAAAGUUAUAUGCUGACACAGAUUAUGGCAGUGCUCCAUGGAAAUAUAAUGGUGGCGGAGUGAUGGUGGAAUUAACAUUUAAUAUUAACGGAGAAGCUAAAUUUACGGUUCCAUUCAGUCGUAUACGAGACGAAGCUGAUCCAAAUACAUAUGAACCCCUGGUCCAAAAGCUGGCAAAUUAUCAUCUUACCAUUAAAGCGUCCGUAACAGAAAGCAUCAACAAUAUAACAAGAAAUGCUACAGCUCAGGUGAAAUUUUACAAGGUGCCAUUUCGUCUGUCGUUUGAUACCGCACCAAGUAUGAUGUUUUUUAAACCGGGAUUAACGUAUCAUGGUCGAGUGUCAUUAACACAAGCCGACGGUAAUCCGGUCAUUUCAUCUUUACCGGAAGUGACGCUUGUAACGUAUGUGAAAUACUACGACCCGGCUUUGCAUUCAUAUAACGCUCAUUACUUACGGGAACAAACAUUGGUUCCUCCAGCAACGGGCUCGCUUAGUUUUAGUGUAGACCCACCAGAAAAUGUAGAUUCUCUUCAUAUCAAGGUUGAGUUUAGAGGACUAUCUGACAUGAUACAUAUCAAAAAACCUUACUGGGUUACUGAGGCUGGAAAUAUCCAGAUAAAGUUAAACUCAAAACAAGUGACUGUGGGACACAAUGCAUCGUUCUUGAUCCAGAAAGCAAGGGAGCUUACACACGAGCAUUUAUUCUACGCCGUGGUUGCCAAUGACCGCAUUGUCCACUCAGGAGUUGUAUAUGAUGAUGGGUCUAGUUCAGUACCACUGUCCUUUGUAGCGACCGAGAAGAUGAAACCGCACGGAAAACUCAUUGUGUAUUAUUUUACAAAUGACGAAUGGAACGCUGAUGCCACGUAUUUUCAAGUUCAAGACAGUUCCAAAAAGUUCAGGAAUAAGAUAGCUCUGUCAUUCAACAAAGCAACUGCAGAGCCCGGAGACUCUGUGAGUUUAUCCGUUUCUACAAAUCCCAUGUCGUUAGUUAAUAUGUUGGCUGUAGACCAAAGCGUAAUGUAUCUGGCUAAAGGAAAUGAUAUAACAGGAAAUGACAUAAUCUCCUCGCUAAUGGUCAAAGGUCAAAAUUCUCAAGACUCAAUUGACUUGCACGCUCCAAAAGAUGUCUUGAAGACGAAAGGUAUACAUGUUUUAACUGACGUCAAAAAAUUUAAUUGGGCCAAUCCAAUGUACAGACGUCAACUGAACUGUGACUGUGAAAGUUGCCCAUCGUACAACAAUAACCUAUCACAGUGUCAGCUAGUGCGGGAUCCUAGCAACCCUUGUUGUAGAAUCCCUCAAUGUAGUUUUGCAGGAACGGGUGGCACAAUGACUGGUGGAACGGGUGGCACAAUGACUGGUGGAACGGGUACAAUGUCUGGUGCAAUAGGAUGUAUGGAUAGAAUUCCUAAUUGCGCUCAGUAUGGAAAACAAGUUUGCUCUAAUGGUGCUUACCAAUCCUGGGUUUCACAAAACUGUGUACAGUUUUGUGCAUUAUGUUCGCCGCCGGUAUUUACAUCACAUAAAGAACCCCUGAAAGAUAAAGAAACAUGUGAAGACAAGAUUUCAGAUUGCAUUGCCUAUGGUCGUGAAGUAUGUAGUAAUUUAGAUUACCGUUCCUGGGUAAUAGAAAAUUGUGGAAAUUAUUGCGGACUUUGCGCGUUACAGACACAAAACAUCAUGACGAAUAAUAAGAUCGAACAUACCAGAGAUACAUUUUUAGAGACAUGGAUAUGGACAAACUUCACUGUUGGACCAGGUGGGAGCAAAACUUUAACAUACACUGUGCCAGAUACAAUCACUUCAUGGUACACAACGGCGUUCUCUGUUAAUACACAGUCUGGACUAGGCGUAACUGACGGACCUGCAAAGUUGACGACGUUUCGACCAUUCUUUAUUAGCCUCAAUCUCCCCUACUCUGUUGUGCGUGGAGAAGAAGUUGUUAUUCAGGCAAAUGUAUUUAACUACAUGGGUCAAGACUUAGACGUGGUUGUGACUUUGGAGAAAUCAGAUGACUUUAAAGCAAUAGAUCAUGACAGCCCAGGCCACACAGUGUUUGUUUCUAAAGAUAUCACAAAAACAAUACACAUUGAAGCUGGUCAAGCGGAAUCUGUUUUUAUACCAGUCGUUGCCAACAUCAUUGGAGCAGCUAAAGUAGCCGUGAAAGCCCAGUCAGUUCUAUCAGGCGAUAGAGUGAUUAAGGACCUGAUUGUUGUAGCUGAGGGGACACCCAUGCACUUCAACAUACCCGUAAUACUAAAUGAACAUACAUCCACUGAUAUUCCGUUAAGUUUCCCGCCAAGUUUUGUAGCUGACUCUCAGAAAGUACAAAUUUCAGUUAUUGGUGAUACAAUGGGACCGACCUUGAAGAAUCUGAAGAAACUUCUGCGCAUGCCCACCGGAUGUGGAGAGCAAACAAUGACAAGCCUGGCACCCGAUGUCUUCGUUUAUAAUUAUCUCAGGAAAACAGGCCAACUUACACAAGCACUUGAAUCAAGAAUCCUUGAAUAUGUAAUGAAAGGCUACCAGCGAGAGCUGACUUUCCAGCGAUCAGAUGGAUCAUUUAGUAUAUGGGGACAACAAGACACAGUUGGAAGCAUGUGGCUGACGGCAUUUGUUUUGAAAUCGUUCCAUCAAGCGAAAGGAUAUGUUUAUGUUUCACAGGACGUGUUGAAUAAAGCAACUAACUGGAUCAUGCGCUAUCAAAACACUGAUGGCUCUUUCAAGGCGGUCGGCUCUGUACAUAGUACAUCAUUGCAGGGUGGUUCACGGUCCAGAUAUAGUCUUACUGCAUUUGUUUUGAUUGCGCUUGCUGAAGUACGUAAUUCACCACAGAAUUUAGACAGCAACUUCCAUAAAAGUAUUGUAACAGCAAGGCGAUUCCUAGAGAGAGCAGUUUACAAUGACAACGUCACCGACAUCUAUGAUCUUGCAAUUGUCAGCUACGCACUCAGCAGAACCGGAAGUGUAAGGUCAUACGUGACUUACAAAAGGCUAGAAAGACUUGCAACUAGGACUAGAGAAUUUAAAAUGUACUGGAAUCUGACCAAAACACCUCAUCAAAGUAGUUGGGAAUACAACUAUUAUCAGAGUCCUCCGUUAGAGGUUGAGGUAGCGUCAUAUGCUUUGUUGUACCUCAUUGACAGUAGGCAACUAUCAACAGGAUAUCCAAUUAUGAGAUGGUUGGUUUCCCAGAGAAAUUCACUCGGAGGCUUCCGGUCAACUCAGGACACAGUUCUUGGACUUCAAGCGAUGUCUGAGUAUGGGGCUUUGUUUAAAGAUAGCCUUGACCUUAACAUUGCUGUGUCGUCAGACGGCUUUGUCCAACAAGUUCAUAUUGAGCAAGCAGAUGCAAUGGUGCUGAAACUGAUUGAUAUACCACACUCUGCAAUUUUGCGGGGUAACAAUAGCGGUAACCACGUCCCGGCUGUAACCCUUACUGCAAACGGAAGAGGUUCAGUAUUAGUUCAAGUUUCCGUUACCUUUAAUGUUGAGAGUGAGGUUUCGCUUCCAGCCUUUAAUAUAACUUACAACAUUUUCGAAGAAACUAUUCGAUCAAUGGUCAUCCGUGCCUGCGCAAGAUAUUUACCGCAACGAUUUACAAGUGCUGGUAUGGCCGUUAUGGAAAUAGAUAUUCCAUCCGGUUUCUCCGCUGACCUUGAAAGUUCAAAAACCAAACUUGAUAAUGCCAAGAAAACUGAAAUAAGGGACGAAAAAACAGUAGUUUUAUACUACGAUGAGAUUUUGCCGACAUAUCCAAGUACAUGUGCCAACUUGGAACUAUUAAGGACGGAUCUAGUUGCAAAGACAAAACCGGCGGCCAUCCGGGUGUUUGAUUAUUAUAAACCAGAAAACCGAGCUUUAGCAUUCUAUCAAUCCACCCUUCUGAAAGACACUUCUGUUUGUGACGUGUGCAGUACUUGCGGCUGUAUCUGAACCUCUUUUACUAAUAAAAAUAGCAUGAUGUCAUGGCAAUGUAAACUCAGCAACACCAAAGUUCUAUUUCUUUUAGUUUGUUUGUUUUGUUGAGAAAGUUCCUUCGUAGAAUAAUAAACGUUCCAUACUUAU